Messenger RNA from Hymenoscyphus albidus, 1896 nucleotides. The record is from the annotation of a GenBank genome assembly. Lineage: Eukaryota; Fungi; Ascomycota; Leotiomycetes; Helotiales; Helotiaceae.
CUCUUCGACAGCCUCACCACUCAACAGCACCUUACUCACUUCAUUUCAUGUCUCAUUGAUUGUACAGGGCCGAGGGUCAGAAAUCAACACUAUUUUAGCCCCUUUUCGGAAGCGACGUCGACCUCCACUGGCUUGAGAACAUAGUCCCCCACCUCGCCCUAGCCAUAAUCACCUUGAUUCUCUAUAAUACAACUCUCCCGAGUCUCGUCGCAAUGUCCAGUGCUCCAGGAAGACGGCGUAAUGGAGGACGAGCGAAUGCAGAUGAACGACAUGCAGAGAAUACUAUCUGGAGCAGCACACGAGAAUCUAUCCAAGGAGUAGCACAAUUUGAGAAGCGCGCCAAAGACCUGACUAUGCAGAUAUUCGCCCAGGAGGUGCGGAUGCAUGAAAUUCAAGCUUCAGGGAAAAGUAAGAAAAAUAUUUCAUGUAUUUUCGCUCUUCUAUGUCAAAUAAAAGCUUACGUUGUAUGGAUAGAACUUCCAAUUGAAGAGAUAGACGUCUUGGACGUCAUGUACCGAGAAAUGGUCGAGAUUGCAGACGACGAGAAAGCUGCCUUGGGAACGGCAGAGGAUAAAGAUAGUGCUUUGGGGAAGAUUGAUCUCCUCACCACAUUAACGAAACAUAACGAGGAAGAAGAGAAGAAGGAAAAGGCCUCCGUUUCACUCUCCCGUGGCUCCACGUCUCGCGAUUCGCAUAACAGAGCGGCUAUAGAUUAUGAUGGCCCAUCCGACUCUCCUGGUCCAUCCCCAGCGGACAACAGACAGGUUAGGAAAUUAGGAGGGGGAGGUGGUCCGGCUAGAACGGGAAGUCAACCACCUAGGAAUCUCGAUGUGAUUAUCCGAACUUCAGACAGCCAUUCCGAGACUGCCGAACGAAGCGGGAAUAAACCCAAGAUUGUGUAUGCGGUGAAUGAUGAAGUAGCCUUCAAGCGAAAAUCAGGCGAUGAGCACGAUUGGAUCCAAGGUGUAGUCACUCGAGUAAUCGGAGAGGGGAAAAGUCGACGCUACGAAGUCCGUGAUCCAUAUCCGGAUCCCAAUACCGUGGAAACGACAUACAAAUCCUCGGCCUCUCAAAUGGUUCCCAUACCUGUGGCAUCCGCACACUUGGGCGACUAUGAACCCGGCCGAAGAGUUUUGGCGCUUUAUCCUCAGACUUCGACUUUUUACCGAGCUGAUGUGAGGCGAAUGGUUGACGGGGGCGCUAAAGUCGAAUUAUUAUUUGAGGAAGAGAGGGAAGGGGAGCAAGAGAAGAUUGUUGCUCGUCGAUUUGUUUUGGAUCAUAGGGGGUGAUGAAACGAACCUUUUGGAAUAUCUAACUUACUUGUGUGGGGUUUGUGGAAACCCUGGAGGCUGAGAGAUGGCCAGCUCCGAAGCAUGACAUGAAUUGAGCAAGACAAUCGGAGGAGGAGGCGCCUCUAGCCUGCCGGAGAGCAGCGUAUGCGGAAUCAACAGCUCCGGCAAAGUCCAACCUAUCUUAUUCUUACUAUUUUGAGGGAUGUGUUGCUCUUUUAUUGAUAUGGAUGUUUGGAAGCAUUUAAGAAUCUGGGUUGAAAUACCCUAUUUCCGUAUAAAGGAAUGCGGAUGACAGAGAAGAAGGUUGGACGGGUGUUUGGAGGAUCCCACGAAAGCAAUCUGAUGGCGAAAUCUUGGUUGAUGGAACUUGGUACGCUAUCUAGGUAGCAGGAGACAGACGGAAGGAGCUAUUGGAGAUAUUAUGAGCUACAGAUAUUGUGGAGCCGAUAUUAGCACGGGUCUAGAGGUUGUUCGAAAUACCACUGUUGUGUGGGCAAUGGAGUAGAUAUGUAUCAUUAACAAGCUACUUUUCUAGGGUUGUUUUGUCCAUGUUGUGUAGCUUACGUGCAUAGGAGGUGAGAAACGGUAGUGUCGUUUAUGCCGU